AUGGCGUCACCUUGUCCCAAAUCUCCAGAACAAAGUGAAAAGAAUAAACAAUAUGACCGACAACUUCGGUUGUGGGGUGAUCACGGCCAAGCUGCUCUUGAAAAUGGACAUAUUUGCUUGAUAAACGCUACAGCCUUAGGAACUGAAAUCCUUAAGUCUAUAGUUCUGCCAGGUGUUGGUGCUGUUACCAUAGUAGACGAUAAUAUUGUAAGCGACGAAGAUAUUGGGAGCAAUUUUUUCUUGGAAAGCUCAAGUAAAAAUUUAAACAGAGGAUCAGAAUCAUUGCGAUUAAUAUUAGAGUUAAAUCCAGCAGUGCAGGGUUAUGCUGUUCAAGAAGCAACAGAUCAAAUACUGCAAGAAAAUCCAGAUUUUUUUAAGAAUUUUAGUGUGGUAAUUGCUUCUUCUUUAGGUGAGAAAACUAUACAAAGUCUCUCGCAUCAUUUGUGGGAAAUUAAUGUUCCAUUAAUUUUUUGUAGAUCUGUUGGUUUCUUAGGAUCCUUCAGAAUUCAAAUAAAAGAACAUCCAAUCAUUGAAAGCCACCCUGAUAAUGAGCAGUAUGAUCUGCGUUUAGAUGUUCCAUUUCAUACAUUAUUUGAUUAUUUAAAUAGUUUUGACAUAGAUGAAUUGGAUUUGAAGGAUCAUGGUCACAUACCUUGGAUAGUAAUACUUUAUAAAGCAGUACAAAAGUGGCAAAUUUCAAAUUCAAAUAGCUGGCCUAUGAGUAGGAAAGAAAAAAAUGAGAUUAAAGAAAUUAUACAGCAGUUUAAGAGGGUAGAUGAUAAUGGUAUGCCAAUUUAUGAAGAAAAUUUUGAAGAAGCUUUAAGAGCAGUAAAUACAUCAUUAACGCCCACAUUUUUACCAGUGAAAAUACAGGAACUUAUUUAUAACAGCUCUGCAAUUAAUUUAACUAAAGAAAGCUCACCAUUUUGGAUUAUGUGCUCUGCAUUGCGGGCUUUUGUGGAAGCUGAAGGAAAGGGAAAGCUUCCAGUUCGUGGUGUACUGCCAGAUAUGACAGCCUCAACAGAUCACUAUGUAACUCUUCAAAAUAUUUAUAGGAAUCAAGCUGCAUUGGAUGCCGAAUUAGUUUACAGAAAAGUGCAAGAAAUUGUUGCACAGUUACAUUGUGAUAACAUUACUGAAACUGAAGUUAAAUUGUUUUGUAGACAUGCACAUGAUUUACAUCUUAUUAAAGGGUCAUGUAUUACUUCAGAAUAUCAAUUUAGUAAUACAGUUUCUUCAUAUAUUGCAAGAUAUUUAGAAGAACCUGAUGUAAUGAUGGUUCAUUAUAUACUUCUCAGGGCUGCUGAAAUGUUCCGCUCAGAGCACUGCAGAGCCCCUGGUGAAUGGGAGCCAGAAAGUGAUAUAGCUAAGUUAAAGACUUGUGUUUCAAAACUAUUAACUGAUAUUUCUUGUUCCCCAUUUCCAAAAGAUGAUCAUAUUCAUGAAAUGUGUCGAUAUGGUGGAGCUGAGAUUCAUAGUGUUUCAGCAUUUUUAGGAGGCUGUGUAGCUCAUGAAGCUAUUAAAAUUGUAACAAAGCAAUACAAACCUGUAAAUAAUACCUUUAUAUAUGAUGGAGCAUCUACAAACACUGCUACAUUUACCUUUUAA
Parnassius mnemosyne (clouded apollo) is the source of this 1608-nucleotide messenger RNA. The record is from the annotation of a GenBank genome assembly. NCBI's taxonomy places the organism in Eukaryota, Metazoa, Arthropoda, Insecta, Lepidoptera, Papilionidae.